Molecule: messenger RNA, 2518 nt
Organism: Coregonus clupeaformis (lake whitefish)
Lineage: Eukaryota; Metazoa; Chordata; Actinopteri; Salmoniformes; Salmonidae
Product: prolyl 4-hydroxylase subunit alpha-1
Exons: 16
Coding region: 154-1857 (567 amino acids)
Biological process (GO): peptidyl-proline hydroxylation to 4-hydroxy-L-proline
Cellular component (GO): endoplasmic reticulum
Molecular function (GO): iron ion binding; protein binding; procollagen-proline 4-dioxygenase activity
Source: RefSeq, a predicted model, not a curated record
CGGAAACUGGCACGUAAACCUACCAGCUAACCGCAGCCCAGUUCAAAAUACCGAGGAUUUUGAUAAAACAGCGGUGGCAAACGACGUGGGGAUUUUAACCCUCUUCCGAACGCAGUGCUGAGCCGAAUAAGACCCCUGUGCGGCAGUGCAAAGAUGGAGCUGAGGGGAGUCUGGUGUGUGUUGUUGACCUGUCUAUUUUACACAUCCUCUGCUGACAAAGAUUUCUUCACUUCCAUCGGUCAGAUGACAGAUCUGCUGUACACAGAGAAGGACCUGGUCACCUCUCUGAAGGAUUACAUCAGAGCUGAGGAGAGCAAACUAGAGCAGGUCAAAAAGUGGUCUGAGAAGCUGGAUGUGUUGUCGGCCACGGCCACUCAGGACCCAGAGGGCUUCCUGGGCCACCCGGUCAACGCCUUCAAGCUGAUGAAGAGGCUCAACACCGAGUGGGGAGAGCUGGAGAGCCUGGUCCUCAAGGACAUGUCUGAUGGGUUCAUCUCUAACCUGACCAUCCAGAGACAGCACUUCCCCAAUGAUGACGAUCAGACUGGGGCAGCCAAGGCCCUGAUGAGACUCCAGGACACCUACCGGCUGGACACACACACCAUCUCCUCAGGAGAGCUGCCCGGAACCAAUAAGGAUGUCACUGUGAGCCCUAUGACGGUGGAGGACUGCUUUGAGCUGGGGAAGAUAGCCUACUCUGAUGCCGACUACUACCACACAGAGCUGUGGAUGGAGCAGGCUCUGAAACAGCUGGACUGGGGAGAGGAGUCCAACGUGGACAUGGUCACCAUCCUAGACUACCUCAGCUACUCCAUCUACCAGCAGGGGGAGCUAGAGAAAGCCUUGGACUACACCAAGAGACUACUCAAAUUAGACUCUGCCCACCAGCGAGCCAACGGCAACCUGAAGUACUUUGAGUACCAGCUGGCCAAGCAGAACAAGGUGGAGGCGGAGGAGGGCCAGAAGGAGAAGGAGAAGAGAGAGCGGGAGAAGAGAGAGGCGUCUGACAAGAAGGGCAGACCUGCAGACUACCUGCCUGAGAGGAGGAAAUAUGAACAGCUUUGUCGUGGAGAGGGCAUCAAGAUGACCCCGCGGCGUCAGAGUCGUAUGUUCUGUCGUUACUCUGACAACAACCGCCACCCCCUGUACGUGCUGGGUCCCGUCAAGCAGGAGGACGAGUGGGACCGCCCACGCAUCAUCCGUUACCAUGACAUCCUCUCCAACAGCGAGAUCGAGAAGGUCAAAGAGCUGGCCAAACCCAGGCUGCGCCGGGCCACCAUCUCCAACCCCAUUACUGGUGUACUGGAGACCGCCCACUAUCGCAUCAGCAAGAGGCGUGCCACCGUGCAUGACCCCCAAACUGGGAAACUCACCACAGCCCAUUACAGAGUCUCCAAGAGUGCAUGGCUAACCGCCUACGAAGAUCCAGUAGUGGACAAGAUAAACCAGCGCAUUGAGGAUAUCACCGGCCUGAACGUCCAGACUGCAGAGGAGCUACAGGUGGCAAAUUACGGCGUGGGCGGGCAAUACGAGCCCCACUUUGACUUUGGACGGAAAGAUGAACCGGAUGCAUUUAAGGAGCUGGGCACCGGGAACCGCAUCGCCACCUGGCUCAUUUACAUGAGUGACGUGCCUUCAGGGGGCGCCACUGUCUUUACUGAUGUGGGAGCUGCAGUGUGGCCCAAAAAGGGUAGUGCAGUGUUCUGGUAUAACCUGUUUCCCAGUGGGGAGGGUGACUACAGUACGCGGCACGCAGCCUGCCCUGUCCUAGUGGGCAACAAGUGGGUGUCUAACAAGUGGAUUCACGAGCGAGGCCAGGAGUUCAGAAGACGUUGCACUCUGAACGAGUCGGAAUGAUCAAACUGAAUGAUACUGUCCUCCUCCUGACUCUCGGCUCUGUGGACGCUGACCUCUCCACGCCCUUCCUCUCCUCCUCCUCUUCUCAAAACUCAGUGUUCACUGAGGCUCUGGCUGCUCAUGUGAUGUCACAUUUUAUUUAUACCUGAGGUGUGUGUGUGGGUGUGUGGUUCACCAGUGGGUCCGAAGCGCUUCGGUCCCAGUCUGUGCCUUCCAUCAUGGGUUUUGCACACUCCGACUGCACAGCUGUCUUUAAAACCUGAGGAACUUUUAUUUCACUCUCACCCUUAACAGGGACUUUUAUGUUGAUACUAAGUUAACUAGAGCAAGCAACAAGGCUGCUUCUCCCUGUCAACUUCCUACACAUUACAUCCUUUGGUGUGCACUACUCUUUUCCUUUACCUGAAACACUCCUUCAUUCUAACCAUCACUCCAAUCCCCUCCUCCCCCACUGCUUCCCAGCACACAGAGGACCGAGACCAGUUAUAAAUGCACUGUCACUGUCCGUUUCUCCCACAAUGUCCCCCCAUUCCCUCCCCCUCCUCAUUAACAGAUCAGAAUCAGAUGACCCCACGUCAUAUCAGGGGGGGGGGUACCGAUGUCCCUGGGGGGGGUGGGGGUCAAUGUAAAUAGUCUGGGUGGCCAUCAGCAGUCUUAUGGC